Messenger RNA from Oryzias melastigma (Indian medaka), 3846 nucleotides. RefSeq names its product RNA-binding motif, single-stranded-interacting protein 2. The record is from RefSeq and is a predicted model, not a curated record. Gene Ontology annotation, molecular function: mRNA binding. Gene Ontology annotation, cellular component: ribonucleoprotein complex; cytosol. NCBI's taxonomy places the organism in Eukaryota, Metazoa, Chordata, Actinopteri, Beloniformes, Adrianichthyidae.
UUUUUUGCCAAAUUCUUUGUAGUAAGGUUAGGGGGGCCCCGCGCGAGCCCCGGGCCCCCGUCCCGCAGCAGCAGCAGUAGCAGCAGCACCACUCGCAGUCAAGCAGCGGGACUCCAGGCUCUCACUUCCCCAGCUGCUGACGUCAGCUGGCAGCCUGGGCUGAGCUCGCUGCUCCGGACAUAGCGCCGAGGAAAAUGCUGCUCUCCGUACCGCCAAGGGCAGGAGUCAACCCCUACAACGGCUUCAACAGCAGAAACAGCAAAAAGCAAACCUAUGUGUCCUCCGGCCAUCAGAUGGCGCCCCCCAGUCCCAACACCAACAGCAGCAGUAACAGCAGUGGCGGAGGAGGGGAACAGCUGAGUAAAACUAACCUGUACAUUCGAGGCCUCCAUCCGGGAACCACGGAUCAAGACCUUGUCAAGCUUUGCCAGCCGUACGGCAAAAUCGUCUCAACCAAGGCCAUCUUGGAUAAAACCACCAACAAAUGUAAAGGCUACGGCUUUGUGGACUUUGACAGUCCAGCAGCGGCGCAAAAAGCCGUCACAGCUCUGAAGUCCAGUGGCGUCCAGGCUCAAAUGGCCAAACAACAGGAGCAGGACCCCACCAACCUGUACAUCUCCAACCUGCCGGUGUCUAUGGACGAGCAGGAGCUGGAGAGCAUGCUGAAGUCGUUCGGACAGGUCAUUUCCACACGCAUCCUUCGAGAUGCCAACGGAACCAGCCGCGGCGUCGGAUUUGCGAGAAUGGAGUCGACAGAGAAAUGCGAGGCCAUAAUUCAACAUUUCAACGGGAAAUUCAUCAAAACCCCACCAGGAGUGCCUGCGCCCACAGAGCCCUUAUUAUGUAAGUUUGCAGAUGGGGGUCAGAAGAAGAGGCAGAGCCAAGGGAAGUAUCUCCAGAAUGGAAGGCCUUGGGCUCGUGACGGAGACACGGGAGGAAUGACGCUGGCGUAUGACCCCGCUGCUUUACAGAACGGCUUCUACCCGUCGCCUUACAGUCUGGCUCCAAACCGAAUGAUCGCUCAGACUUCACUCUCACCCUACAUGCAUUCUCCUGUCUCAUCCUACCAGGUACACAGCCCGUCCUGGAUGCACCAUCAGUCGUUCCUCAUGCAGCCAGCUGGUACAGUUCUGACACCAACCAUGGAUCACGGCAUGUCCAUCCAGCCCACGUCUAUGAUGGGACCUCUCACACAGCAGUUAAGCCACCUGUCUCUGGGCAGCACAGGCACAUAUAUUCCGGCCAACACUACUAUGCAGGGGACCUAUAUUCCCCAGUACACCCCAGUGCCUCCCUCCAGUGUCCAAGUGGAGGAAAAUGGUGCCCAACAGCAGCAGGUUGCCAUGGAGACGCCCACAGAACACACAAACUACUCAUACCAACACACCAAGUGAAGCUAAGCGUGAAGCCCAGGACGCGUCAUAAAUCCAAGCAGAAGGAUUCAGCUGGAAGACAUCUGUGCUCCAAACCAUCAACCAAACACCCAAACUUGAAGAUGGGUAACAAAAGGAACACACGUAUGCCUGUGAGUGUGUUUGUUUGUUUGUGAGUGUGUGCGUGUUUGUUUUUCUCUUCUUUUCCGUUCAAGAAAAAGGACAACACUUAAACAUCAUCGGACAGUUCUGCUCAGAUCCUCCAGAACUGAUCAACCAAAGGUGGAAAUCUUCGCAGAAGUCUUGCUCUAUUUUGAUAACUGAAAGAGGACCGUCACAAAAAGAUGUAAAAAGAAAAAAAAAAGUUAGAAAACUGGUGGAAGGAGAAGGAAAAGACACAGAGCAUUAUUUUUGUGCGCGUAAUAUUACAAAUUCUUAUUUUUAACAAAGCAUUCUGGAUGUUUCAGAGUGAUUCAAGAGUUGAAACACAAUGUGUCUUUUUAAUUUUUUUUUUUGUAAAAUAUGCAAACUUUUUUUAUGUUUCUGAUGUCUGUUGUUUGACAUUCUACUUGCAGCAGCAACAUUUUGUACAGAUUUCAAACGUUUGCUGGUCUGAUGUGGGCGGGGCUUCUGACUGUGGGAGGUAAACCGUUUAAAGCUACUUCUUCCUGGAUCUGCUGCGGAGACUUCAGACCACCAAAACUUUGUUUAUAGUUUAGCGGAGUGAACUUUCCUUCUCCUUAAGCUCAUUCUUUCAUAAAGAAAAAACAAAAGACAAUCAAUUAUUUAUAUUUAUAUUAGAAUUAUAGUUCUAUUUUGUGGAGUUUUGAACCAUUGAAGCGAACGUUUAUAGAAAAGAAGUUAUUUAAAUGAAAUCCCCACGCAGAAACUUUUUGAGAAACGUUUGGCUUUCAGUCCUGUGUUUACCAUCCAAAAAAAGAAAAAUAGCCUCCAAAAAUGAAACGCUCACAUAAAAGUUUUUAUCUUUAUUUGCUAGAAUGUAAACUGGCCUUACGUCCCUGUCUGUGAGAAGUGGUUUUAAGCGGUUUCGUUGUGGCAAACCAUCAGGUAUCACUGAAUUCAUCCCGCGUGGACGGGAUGAUGCUUUAGAGAGGAGCGGUUAGAUUUGUGCAAAGAAGAAUGCAGUUACUGAAUUCAAUCUUAGUUUAGCGGAAAGCGAUGAGGGAAAUGAAACGGAAGACUUCAAAAGUCCCUGAGCAAACCGGCGCGAUAGGAAAAGGGAGCUUGAAGUCUUUUUUUCGAUGCUGCUGUCACCUGAGUUUGAGUCUCCGUCUGUGACUUUUUAGUGAGUUUAAUGUCCUGUUUUUCUCUUUAGUCUGUCACUUGAAAAAAAUUCUUUUGAUCUUAUUUUUUGAUGAAUUAAUCGUAGAUUUUAGCUGUAGAGUUUAGGUUUUUACAGAGAGUAGGAGUUAGAUUUGUUUUCUGUUGAGACUUUGUUUUUCUUUCGGCUCCGUUUUCCGUUCCGAGCCUCGUGUCGUCCGUCUACAGAGACAAAAUAGUCUCACCUGAUUUUGUGUGUUUGCGAAGUUCUUGAUUUGUAACGCAUACAAAACAUUUUAUACAUAAUUGUGUGUACUUGCAAUCUUUAGUUUUAUUUUUAAAUAAAAUUUGUUCUAGGUCUUUAUGGGCUAAAAUUACAUCGACCUAAAACUAACAAAUCGAGGGGGACCUGGUGGAAGACAAGAUGGUGGCUAAAGAUCAAUAGUCAGAAAGAAAUCCAGAGCUGGAUUAUCAUCACACUCUCACCCCUACGUGUGUUCCGUAGAUUCCAGUCAAAAACUACUCUUGUUUUUGGUCUAAAAAGACUAAUAAAACCAGCAACCCUAACAGUUAUGUUUUUUUUGUGUUUUAAGCUUUGAACCUUGAAUAAAACCCAAAAUGUUCUUUUACACACUGUAACUCCGUACACAUUCAAUGUGAAUUUGCUGAUUUGCAGAGAAAAGCGGUUUGGUGCUGCUAAGCAACACUUUAAAGCGGCGUUUCACAGAUGUACAACACAUUACUAAUAUACCGGCACAAAGACGCUUUUCACAGCAACAUAAUAAGCUGAUUCACGUUGAUCGUGUAAAGGAUUGAAGCUAACUGAGGUCAAACGUAACACUGGUCUGGAGCUAACGCUUAGCAGUUUGACAACUGAACACUUUUGUAAAUAUCCUUUAAUAAAACGUUUACCCUCGUUUGACACUUUUUAAGAUAAUCCUGAACACUAAAAAAAGUUUUACAAAGGCGAUGUCUGAAUUCCCUCCUUAAUCCCUAACUACAAAAAAACUAUAUUGUGUGGUACUAUCUGAAUUUUAAAAGCAAUUCUGACACCAUUCUCACUACUCUACUUUUGUUUUUUUUAAACGCCAGAUAUCACGUCACCGAUUUCACGGUGAAAAUCAAAUCAAUUCAAACAUUUCACAACGUUUAUUUGUGACUUCACUCUGUUCUGAUGAUGAAAAUGUGGAUG